This is a messenger RNA of Hibiscus syriacus, 1047 nucleotides long. RefSeq lists its product as uncharacterized. The transcript is spliced from 9 exons. Lineage: Eukaryota; Viridiplantae; Streptophyta; Magnoliopsida; Malvales; Malvaceae. Bases 1 to 1047 code for a protein of 348 amino acids. The record is from RefSeq and is a predicted model, not a curated record.
AUGUGUGUUGACACCAUCGAGAGUGUAAAUCUGACUGUUCUUGUCAUGAUUCUUGAGGUUGCCGAUCCGAAGUCGAUGCAGCACUUUCAGCCAAUUGCUCUUCGUACGAUUACAGUCUCUGUUUUGCGCCGUCAAAUUUUCGACAUCAUCUUGGUAGCACAUGAACUUCUUCAUUACUUGUAUUCCGUCAAUCCUGGAUCUUCCUACGAUGCAGCAUUGAAGUUAGAUAUGGAGAAAGCUUACGACCAUGUCGAGUGGCCUUUUCUUCGAUCAAUGAUGCUCUGCCUUGAUUUUGAUUCUUCAUGGGUUGCUCUCAUCAUGCCCUGCAUGACUUCUGUCUCCUUUUCGCUUGGAGUUGCUCAUGCCCUCACGUACGAAAUUCGGUUAGCAUCCGAAUUGGUUGUUGAUAAGAGGGUGCAAUUGGAGAGGCAGCAGAUCUUGAAUUUGUGUAGCACUGGCCAAAAUAACAUGGAGGCUGAGAAAAUGUUGAUGCUGCAGUUGGCUGAGUUGGAGAAAGCUGAAAGCUUAUUCUAUCAAGAAGUUGCAAGUGAUGAAAUAAAGGAUGCCUUUUUUAGUCAGGGGAAGGAUAAGGCUCAUGGGCUUGAUGGAUUCACAGCUGAUUUUUUUAAGGUGCCUAAUCCAAGUAUGGCCAAGGACUAUAUGCCAAUUUCCUGUUAUUAUGUGAUCUAUAAGGGAAGAAGUAUUGUGGACAUCACACUCUUUUCCCAGGAGCUUGUAAAAGGGUACAAGAAAAGAACUCUCUCCCCUAGGUGUUCCAUUAAGGCUGACUUGCAGAAAGCUUUUGACUCCUUAAGUUGGGAUUUUACUCUUGGAGUUUUGGAAGGGUACCUUGGGAUUCUAUUAGUUCCUAGGAAAUUGACAGAGAGGGAUUAUGCUUGUUUCGUGGAAAAAAUCAAAGCUAAAUUAGGGCGUGUGGAUAAACUUUGUGCACGUUUCUUUUGGAAGGGGGAUGAUGUACCUUCUAAGGGAGCUAGGGUCAAGUGGGAGUGCAUCUGUGUUCCUAAGUCAGAAGGGGAUUAUGGGUAA